GAUAAGUCGUUUUCUGCGCUGGCUUCUUCGAUUUAAGGAGGGAAAACUAAAACUUUUCCUAUAUACAUAUUGCCCUCCCUCUCCAUGAGUCCAUCAACUAUCUGCAGAAACGUUGUCUCAUCAAAUCCUUUCAGUUCAGAUACAUCAAAAGAAGUAAGAAAUAUGAUGGAAGCCAGACAGAAUUUCCAAAAGAUGGUGAUUGAAAAAGCAAUCGCAAAGGCUAAAAAGAUCAUGGAAGGACAUCCAGAAACAAAGUUUACUAUGGAAGAACAAAUGCAGUUUCAUUCAUCUGCCUAUGAACUGAUUGUUGAGUCUAUGGAAGGUUCAAAUUGGCUAUAUGAAAGAUUUAAGAAGACUAUGGAAGAAAGUAUCGUUUCAAUAGUGUUGCCAUCUUUAGUGGGCAAAAAUGAUGACUCAUUGUUGAGGGCACUCAUCCCGAUAUGGUCAAAUUACAAGUUGAUGGCAAGGUGGCUUUGCAAAUUUUUUGAGUAUCUUGAUCGAUGCUUUCUCCCUCAAAAUAAGUUUUCACUCGAUGACACAUCAAAAAAUUGUUUCCAGGAUUUGGUUUUCAGGGAGUUAUAUCCUAGAUGUGGGGUUGCUGCAAUAACAAUGAUCAGGCAAGAGCGCAAGGGAUUGCACAUUGAUCGGGAUCUACUAAAGAAUGUUCUCCUUCUCUUCAUGGAAAUAUAUGAUAAUAGUGUAAGCUAUUAUGAAGAUUUUGAGAGGGAAUUGCUUGAAGAAACUGCUGCUUACUACUGUCAAUUGGCUGAGCAGUGGCUUCUUUGCUACUCAACUGAAGAUUAUAUCCAAAAGGUUUACUGGUGCUUGAAUCAGGAGAAAGAAAGAGCUAGUUACUACUUUCCCUCCAGUGCAGAAAAAUUAUUGAAGGUUGCCAGAUACUAUUUGUUGGAUAAAACAGCGGACAAACUUAUUGAGAAGCAGAAGGGUGAGAACUGCGGCUUGGUAACAGAUUUUCAGGAUAUGUUGUCAAAAUGUGCUGGCAUGAAAAUUUGAGAGGGAAGCUCUGAGUCCUCACCGCAAGAAUGGUUGACUGCCUUACUGGCAAGUUCAACUCGGUUAAGCUAGGAUUGAGAUGUCUCCUUGCCCCAUGUUAGUUUAGUUAAUAGUUUGUUUAAAAUGACAGAUUCCUCUCAUUAAAAGGGGGAAAAACAAAUAGAAACAUUGUUAUGAUGCUUCGCAACAGAUAUAGCUGGCAGAGCAAAUGUAUAUUUUCUCAGGUCUCAAAACAAACCAUCAUACUUUAUUUUGUUAGUUUACGAAAGGGGGCUUAUUGGUAAUUUUGUGAAAUUACUCGAAAAGAGUUUGGUUUUGCUUGUAGCUUUUAUGGGCCUUUUUAUCCCAUUUAAUUAGACUUCUAAAUUCAGUGUCA
Molecule: messenger RNA, 1390 nt
Organism: Jatropha curcas
Lineage: Eukaryota; Viridiplantae; Streptophyta; Magnoliopsida; Malpighiales; Euphorbiaceae
Product: cullin-1
Biological process (GO): ubiquitin-dependent protein catabolic process
Molecular function (GO): ubiquitin protein ligase binding
Source: RefSeq, a predicted model, not a curated record